GUUUUGAAUUGAGCUAAAAACAUGGCGGGCGGUGAAGCCGUUCUGGAGAGGCUCACACAUCCCGAGGUCGCAGAUUUUUUAAUUCGAGGAGCAAGAUUCAUAAAAUGGGACGAGGACUCUACGGUAGGACUGCAAUGUACGGUGAAGGUAGACCCGGCGGCCCAUUUAAUCUAUUGGAGAGCCGAAGAUAAGGAGACCGAUCUGUUGGAGCUGACUUCUAUUCGGGAUAUCAGGACAGGAAAAUCGGCGAAAAUUCCAAAGGAUAAAAGCUUGCGAGACUCUUUAAAAAUUGGCGGAUCGGAAGAAGACUCCAUACAAGACAAGACUAUUACAAUUGUGUAUGGGUCAACUUUAGUAGAUAUCUACUAUGUGAACUUUGUUGCUCCUGGAUCUGUGAACACUGCACGUGAAUGGGCAGAUGCUUUGUUUUGCUUAACGCACAAUCUCUUGGCCAUAAAUGCUUCACCUAUCUCCUUCCUUGAAAAACUCCACUCUAAAAUAUGUGUCCAAACAAGUGGAGAUGGAAAAAUCCCUGUAAAAAAUAUUUUAAAAUAUGUGAGUUCCAGCAAAGAAGAUAAAAAAAGAGUGCUGGAUACUCUUCAGUCUGUGGGUUUGCCUCAUGGAAAAAAUGAUACUAUUGCCCCUGAUAAAUUUAGUUUUGAAGAAUUCUGGGCAUUCUACAGCAGACUAUGUGACAGAAAAGAUAUUGACAAAAUCUUUGCUGAAAUUGGUGCAAAGAAGAAGCCAUACCUGACAGUGGACCAACUUGUGGAGUUUCUCAACAAUGAACAAAGAGACCCUCGCCUAAAUGAAAUCCUUUUUCCUUACUGCACAAGUGAAAAAGCUCAAGCUAUAAUUGACAAAUAUGAACCAAACAGAGACUUUGCAAAGAAGGGCCACUUUUCUGUUCAAGGACUCACAAGAUAUCUUAUGAGCGAUGACAAUUUCAUCAUCAACCAUGAUCGCUUGUCAUGUUAUCAAGACAUGACACAGCCCCUAUCACAUUAUUUCAUUAAUUCAUCACACAACACAUAUCUAACAGGUCACCAGUUGACUGGGAAAUCAUCAGUAGAAAUGUACAGACAAGCGCUAUUGGCUGGAUGCCGUUGUAUAGAAUUGGACUGUUGGGAUGGAAAAGACCAAGAUCAAGAACCUGUCAUCACCCAUGGAAUGACAAUGUGUACACAGAUCUCAUUUAAGGAUGUGAUAGAAGCAAUUGCAGAAUGUGCCUUCAAGACAUCAGAAUACCCUGUUAUUCUUUCCUUUGAGAAUCAUUGCAGUCCUAAGCAGCAAGCUAAGAUGGCAGCAUACUGUGUCAGCAUCUUUGCUGAUAUGCUUCUCAACAAACCCUUAGAUGAUUUCCCAUUAGAAGAAGGAAAAGGCCUUCCACCUCCAAAAGCACUGUUAAGAAAGAUUGUGAUUAAAAACAAGAAAAGGCCAUCAAAACGUGAGGAAGUAGGUGUGGAUGUCGAAAAGACCCCCAUAGACACCACUGCAGUGAUCAGCAGUGACACAAAGGUGGAAAAAGUUGAUGGAGAGAUAACUGAGAAUGGAGGCAGUGUUAUUAACGAGGAGGAUGUCAGCAAAGCAGAUCAAGAGGAGGUUGCCCCAGAGGUUGAACUUUCUGCUCUUGUGAAUUACAUCCAGCCCGUCCAUUUUAAGAGCUUUGAGACUUCUGAAAAGCUGAAUAGAAGUUAUGAGAUGUCCUCUUUUGUGGAGAAUAAUGCAACGGCUUUACUUAAAGAAAGCCCAGUGGAAUUUGUCAAUUACAAUAAGCGUCAGUUGAGUAGAAUUUAUCCCAGUGGCACAAGAGUUGGAUCAGCAAAUUACAUGCCCCAGAUUUUUUGGAAUGCAGGAUGUCAGUUAGUUGCUCUUAAUUAUCAAACUUUAGGUUAUCUCUGGGCAGUGGCUCACAGAAAAGAAAGUUGGCACAUAUGUUGAAGUAGAUAUGUAUGGCUUACCAGCGGACACUGUCAGAAGAAAGUACAAGACUAAGAUAGUGCCAAAUAACACUAUCAACCCAGUUUAUGAUGAAGAACCUUUUGUGUUUAAGAAGGUUGUUCUACCCAGUCUUGCGGUUUUAAGAAUAGCAUUAUAUGAAGAAAGCGGUAGACUCAUCGGCCAAAGAAUACUUCCAGUAGUGGGUCUUAGUCCAGGUUAUCGUCAUAUUAAGCUACGUAAUGAAUCUAAUCAACCUCUUUGUCUCCCCACAUUAUUCGUGCACAUUGUUACAAAGGACUAUGUUCCAUCUGGAUUUGAAGAUUUUGCAAAUGCGUUGUGUGACCCCAUUGCAUAUCAUCAAGAAGAGAAAAGACAGCAACAGUUACAAUCUUUGUUAGACGAUGAGGAAAUGGAAGAGGAUGCGGCAGGAUCCGAAGCUGUGGUAGAAGAUGGUGGAAAGGCAACUGAAAACGCAAAAGCGAAGUCUGCACCAGGAAGAGAGACAAGGAAGUCAAUAUCAAUAAAAGCAGAGAAAAAGUCAAUAAAAAGAAAUUGCACGAGUGACUCACUCGUAGCUGAAAUCAAUCCUCUGAAUCAAAGACGAGGCUCAGAAAUGAUUCUAAGAGAGGCAUUACGGCGAGACAGCUCCCGUGACAGUAUUUCUGGCAUCAAACCACUUCAGCCACAGAAGAGCGGCAACCCCCAUGCCAUCACGAGUCGUUCCCUUUCGCUCCAAGCAGCCCCUGUGACAGGAGAGAGGGGACCUUUUGCCAAAAGAUCUAGGAGUACCAAAAAACGAGAAGGGAGUAGUAUAAGGGAAGAAAACAUGGCAUUCCGACAUUUUUACACCAAAGUAGAACCUGCAUCCGUCAGAGAACUGAAGGAGCGCAAGCCAUUUUUAAAACUGAACCAAAAACACCAGAAAGAAAUGGACAUCUUGGUCAAAAGACACGAGAAGGAUAAAGACAAACUUCAAAAGAAUCACCUACUGGAGCAGGAGAAGACGAUCAAAGACCUAGAUAAGGAGAAAGUGUCUUCCAAGAAAAAAAGUGACAAAGAACUCAAGAAGGCCGAGAAGAAAGGAAAUUAUGAAGAAAGUUACCGCAAGGGAGUUGAAGGCCUGAACAACCUGGCUCAAAGUCAUGAAAUUAAGAUCAAUACCCUUAAACGUCAACAUCGUGACUCUAUGGUUGACCUGCUGAAAAGGCAGCUGAAUGAACAGUUGGAGCUCGCCGAGAAGCAACUUCUUCCUAAACAAGAGGAACUGGAGAAGCUGAUGCGACUUUCACAGGAGGAGAAGAUGAAAUCACUGGCUGAUUUACACGCUAAGCAAAUGAAUGAAUUAAGAAAGAGCCAGGACAAUCAGAACAGAGAGGAACUUAAAGUGUUGGCGCGACAACAUUCUAACAAAGAUGAACUGCAAAGGAGGAAACGGGAGGAAAACAAGAAACACAUUGAACAGUCCGUCAAAGAGCGACAAAAGAUGACAGAGUUCCACAAGAAAGAAAGCGAAGAGUUGGAGAAAGAACACGAUAAACUAUACGAAACUCUCGAUGAGGAUAGAAAAAAGAGUUCACAAGACCUUCGGACUCUGCACGAAACGAAAGUGAGACAACUGAGCGUCUGUGACCUGGAAAUCACAUAUGCUUCCCUUUAUGGUGACAAGGUAACCAAGCUGUAAUUUUGGACGCCAAGGUU
Messenger RNA from Pocillopora damicornis (cauliflower coral), 3639 nucleotides. RefSeq names its product 1-phosphatidylinositol 4,5-bisphosphate phosphodiesterase beta-1. Gene Ontology annotation, molecular function: calcium ion binding; phosphatidylinositol-4,5-bisphosphate phospholipase C activity. NCBI's taxonomy places the organism in Eukaryota, Metazoa, Cnidaria, Anthozoa, Scleractinia, Pocilloporidae. Gene Ontology annotation, biological process: phosphatidylinositol metabolic process; G protein-coupled receptor signaling pathway; lipid catabolic process. The record is from RefSeq and is a predicted model, not a curated record. Gene Ontology annotation, cellular component: cytoplasm.